This is a messenger RNA of Plasmodium yoelii, 2178 nucleotides long. RefSeq lists its product as uncharacterized. Bases 1 to 2178 code for a protein of 725 amino acids. NCBI's taxonomy places the organism in Eukaryota, Apicomplexa, Aconoidasida, Haemosporida, Plasmodiidae. The record is from RefSeq and is a predicted model, not a curated record. The transcript has 2 exons.
AUGGAUAAUCAAAUAUCAACUUAUGCUCCUGAGUCGAUCGCUUCAAAUACAUUAAUAGAUUCAUUUUCAACAAAUCCACAAAAUACAUUACAUACACUUAUUGAUACAUCCAAUCCAGAAUUAACAAAUAAAUCUUUAGAUAUUGAAAACAAAUCUUUAGAUAUUGAACAAUUUUUAGAUAUUGAAAAUAAAUCUCAAGAUAUUGAAAAUAAUUUUUUAGAUACAGAAGAUACAUCUCAAGAUAUUGAAAAUAACUCUUUAGAUACAGAAAAUAAUUCUCAAGAUAUUGAAAAUAAUUUUUUAGAUACAGAAGAUACAUCUCAAGAUAUUGAAAAUAAUUUUUUAGAUACAGAAGAUACAUCUCAAGAUAUUGAAAAUAAAUCUUUAGAUACAGAAGAUAUACCUCAAGAUAUUGAAAAUAAAUCUUUAGAUACAGAAGAUAUACCUCAAGAUAUUGAAAAUAAAUCUUUAGAUACAGAAGAUAAUUCUCAAGAUAUUGAAAAUAAUUUUUUAGAUACAGAAGAUACAUCUCAAGAUAUUGAAAAUAAAUCUUUAGAUACAGAAGAUAAUUCUCAAGAUAUUGAAAAUAAAUCUUUAGAUACAGAAGAUAAUUCUCAAGAUAUUGAAAAUAAUUUUUUAGAUACAGAAGAUACAUCUCAAGAUAUUGAAAAUAAAUCUUUAGAUACAGAAGAUAAUUCUCAAGAUAUUGAAAAUAAAUCUUUAGAUACAGAAGAUAAUUCUCAAGAUAUUGAAAAUAAAUCUUUAGAUACAGAAGAUAAUUCUCAAGAUAUUGAAAAUAAAUCUUUAGAUACAGAAGAUAAUUCUCAAGAUAUUGAAAAUAAUUCUCAAGUUACAGAAAAUCCACCUUUAAGUAUUGAACAAUUAUUUUUAGAUAUUGAAAAAAUAUUUUUAGAUACAGAAAGGAUCUCUCAAAAUACAGAAAAGAACUCUCUCCAUGCUAAAAGGAGAUCUUUAAACAGAGAAAGAAGAUCUUUAAACAAAGAAGGUAGAUCUUUAAACAAAGAAAGUAGAUCUUUAAAUAAAGAAAGUAGAUCUUUAAACAACGAAAGUAGAUCUUUAAACAGAGAAAGUAGAUCUUUAAACAGAGAAAGAAGAUCUUUAAAUAGCGAAGGUAGAUCUUUAAACAGCGAAGGUAGAUCUUUAAACAGCGAAGGUAGAUCUUUAAACAGAGAAAGGAGAUCUUUAAAUAAAGAAAAGAAAGCCCUCUAUAUUAGAAAGAGAUCUCGAGAUCCAGAAAAUAAUUCUCAAGAUACAGAAAAUAAUUCUCAAGAUCCAGAAAACAAAUCUUUAGAUACAGAAAAUAAUUCUCAAGAUACAGAAAAUAAUUCUCAAGUUACAGAAAAUAAUUCUCAGGAUACAGAAAAUAAUUCUCAAUAUCACAAUCUAUUAGAAAAUACAAUGAAUACCGAAAGUAUUCCCAAACCAUCUGAAAUUAAUGCAAACCCUGUAAUUGAUCCUGUUAAUAAUGCUCAACCAUCAGCUAGUAUUCAAGGUGGUGAUAUACCAACUAUAAGUGACAUUCCACAAGAUGCAGAAGAAGUAUCCGAAAACACUGAGGAAUUACUUAAGGAUGAAGGGUUUGUUAAUUUUUUAAACACAAUAACUUUAUUAGCCAGAUUACAAGAUGAAAAUGCAAAGGCAGAACAAUUAAAUGCUAUUAAUAAUGAAGCGGCACAAGCGGCACAAACGGAACAAAUGGAACAGAUGGGACAGAUGGCAAAAAUGGCACAAAUGGCACAAGCGGCACAAGCGGCACAAGCAGCACAAGUAUCCAACCCAAAUCCUCCUAAAUUAUUUCUUCCACAAUAUGAUAUCAGUCCACAUGGUAGAUGGAUAUCCCCUUUAUAUAAAUUUCAAUUUUUUCUUACAUAUGUCAAUGAAGUUGGAAGAAUAUUUCACGGAAAAGGUUUAAUAACAUUAUUUACUGUUAUUAUCACUGUUGCUUUAUAUUGUGCUAAUAGAUACUUCAAUUUAUUCUCUAUAAAGGAUAUGUUUAAAAAAAAGAAAAAAAAAAAAGGAAAAAAAAAAAGAAAAGAAAAAGAAGAAAAAAAAAAAAGAAAAGAAAAAGAAGAAAAAGAAGAAAAAGAAGAAAGAAGAGGAAAGAAAGAAAAAAAAAACAAAAAAAAAAGAAAAGAAAGAUAUGAUGAUAGUGAUUAA